AUGCGUGAAAUCAUCACCCUGCAGCUUGGCCAUCUCAGCAACUACACCGCCACUCACUUCUGGAACGCACAAGAAUCAUACUUCACAUAUGAUGGGCAGGACGAGUCCCUCAUCGACCACAAUGUCCACUGGAGAGCUGGUAUAGGUCAGGAUGGUGCCGAUACGUUCCUACCUCGGACUGUCAUCUACGACCUCAAGGGCGGCUUCGGUUCCCUGCGCAAGAUCAAUGAUCUCUAUGACGUGACUUCGACCGAGUCGACUGUGACAGCCCAUUCGCUGUGGCGUGGCAAAUCCGCGGUGCAUAAACAGCAAGUUAUCGAGCAAAGCGACUACCAGCAGAGCCUGGACGAGGGCACGACGCGCCCGCAACUUACAGAACACAGCGUUCGCUACUGGUCUGACUUCUCCCACGCCUACUACCAUCCAAAGUCGUUGGUGCAGCUGUACGACUUUGAGCUCAACUCCACCAUUAGACCCUUUGAACGAUUUGCCAUGGGCACAGAGCUGUUCGACGCACUGGACAGGGAGCACGACAUCAUCGACAGGGACUGGCGCCCGUUCGUGGAGGAGUGCGACCUCAUGCAGGGGGUCCAGGUCUUCACGACACUCGACGAUGCCUGGGGCGGCUUUGCCUCAUCCUACCUCGAGGAGCUGCGCGAUGAGUACCCCAAAUCGUGUCUCUGGGUGUGGGGCCUCCAGAACCCGUUGGCAAACGUUCCAAGGGAAAAGCGCCAGCUUCGGCUCGCCAACACGGCCCAGUGUCUGAGCAAUGCAUGCCCCUUGGCGUCCAUGGUGGUGCCUCUUUCUCUCCCCGAAACUCAGCUCCCCCUCCACUUGGCUGUUGAACCCGGCUCGCCUUGGCACGUGUCGGCACUUCUCUCCGCCGCCGCCGAGACUGCCGCGAUCCAGUCCAGAAUGCGUGUCGGACAGGGGAACUCCCCUGCAUCUCUGAGUGACGUUGCUGAAGGACUGAACACCAGUGGCAACCAGACUCUUGCCAGCUGCGCCAUGGAUGUGGGCCAUCAUGCUGAUGAGGGGGACAGGAGCACGCUCGAUCUGGACCUUUUCCGGGUAGGUCGUGAGGCAAAUGCUGCCCCCGGCACCGACGAAGCGAGAGGGCGAAUAUUUGGCCAGCUGUCGUCCUAUCGAGGUACCAGCGAGCCUUUAAUCGAGGAGAAGGGUGCACCGACGCCGAGGCCGCUCCCUGGCAAUCCUCAUGUUCGCAGGUUCAACACCCGUUUGCAAUUUCCGCUCUUGGAUAGCUAUCCGCACAUCUACAAGGAUGCUUCCAGUACCCAACCAGGGAUAUCCAUACGCACUGUCUUGUCCACAACGACCGCAAUUUCAGCCCGGAUAAGCACCCUCCGAGCCCAGGUAUCACGGUCUGUUGUGGUGGAAGAGCGUGAGAAUCUAAGCAACGGGCUUGCCGUCAUCGCCGACGCCUACCGAGAUGACUGGUCAAGUGGGAGCGAUGAAGACAAUGAUGACAUGUAG
Messenger RNA from Drechmeria coniospora, 1494 nucleotides. Its product is annotated as Tubulin FtsZ. Gene Ontology annotation, biological process: mitochondrion distribution. The coding region runs from base 1 to 1494 and encodes 497 amino acids. The record is from RefSeq and is a predicted model, not a curated record. Gene Ontology annotation, cellular component: cytoplasm. The transcript has 3 exons. NCBI's taxonomy places the organism in Eukaryota, Fungi, Ascomycota, Sordariomycetes, Hypocreales, Ophiocordycipitaceae.